This is a messenger RNA of Loxodonta africana (African savanna elephant), 3195 nucleotides long. RefSeq names its product T cell activation RhoGTPase activating protein (gene TAGAP). Gene Ontology annotation, biological process: signal transduction; regulation of Rho protein signal transduction. Gene Ontology annotation, molecular function: GTPase activator activity. The coding region runs from base 211 to 2397 and encodes 728 amino acids. The transcript is spliced from 10 exons. The record is from RefSeq and is a predicted model, not a curated record. Lineage: Eukaryota; Metazoa; Chordata; Mammalia; Proboscidea; Elephantidae.
CCCCCUCUGGUUUAUAACGUCGUCCACGUGAAGUCAGAGAGGCUCUGGCUCCUUCUCUCACCAGUGGAUUAGUCGCAGCCCAGGGUCAUGCUGCUUCGCCCCUUCUCCACAGUUCCCUGGAGGUAAAAGAACUCUGGCUCCAGGCCCUCCAAGGGCAGAGCCACAGCCCCAGGAACUCAGUGCAUCCCUGGACAGUCAGCCCAGCCCCUGAUGAGGGUGACAAGCAACCGCAAUGCUUCGAAAACACUAAAUGCUGAUAAUAUGGAGACAUUUAUCGAGUGCCAGUCAGAGGGUGAUAUCAAGGAACUUCCUCAGUUGGCAUCAUGUGAGAGUGAAGACAGUAUCUGCCAGCUAAUUGAAAUCAAGAAGAGAAAGAAGGUGUUGCCCUGGCCUUUUCUCCCGAGAAGGCUUUCCUCUUCAUCAGAUUUUCCCGGGACUUUGGAGCCAGGAUUGAAAGCUUCCCUGUUUGACCAACCCUUGUCCACUAUCUGUGGUGAGGAUGGUACGCUCCCCAGACCCAUUCAGGAUAUCCUUACUAUUCUAUGCAUGAAAGGCCCUUCGACUGAAGGAAUAUUCCGGAAAGCAGCCAAUGAGAAAGCCCGAAAAGAGCUUAAGGAAGAGCUCAACUCAGGAGGCAUGGUGGACCUGGAAAGCCGCCCCGUGCACCUUCUGGCUGUGGUUUUUAAGGCCAAGCAGUACUGCUUCCUCCCACAGGACUUCCUCCGGAGCAUCCCACUGAAGCUGCUGUCCAGCGAACUGUUUGAGGAGUGGAUGGGUGCCUUGGACAAGCAGAGUGAGGAGGACAGAAUCGAUGCCCUCAAACAGGUGGCAGAUAAACUCCCUCCGCCAAAUCUCAUGCUGCUGAAGCACUUGGUCUACGUGCUCUACCUAAUCAGCAAGAACUCCGACACCAACAAGAUGGACUCGAGCAAUCUAGCCAUCUGCAUCGGACCUAACAUGCUGACCCUAGACAAUGACCGAAACCUGUCAUUCGAAGCCCAGAAAGACUUGAACAAUAAGGUUAAGACGCUGGUGGAAUUCCUCAUUGAUAAUUGCCUUGAGGUCUUUGGGGAGAACAUGCCCGCACCUUCUAGUGUCACUUCCGAUGACUCCCUGGAGCACACGGACAGUUCAGACAUGUCAAUCCUGCUGAACGACUCCGCCUACGACAGCACAGACCCUGAUGUCGACAGCAACAGUGUCAGUUCUCAGAGCAGGCAGCCCCCGGGGCCCACCAAGAUGGCUGUCAGCGUGGACAAUAGGGGGCCACAGUACCCAUGUGAGUCAGGCCCGAAGCCCAUUGUCAGCGCUGUUGCCAGGCUGAAAGGCUCUCUCAGUCAACCAGACAGGAGGUAUUCAGAACCCAACAUGUCGUCCUCACAAGAGUACCUUGAGAACCGGAUAACAAGCCAAAAGCUAACCAAGAGUGAGGAUAAUUUCACCGUGCCCCAGGCAGGCUGUAGUUUUGAAAGCGAGGACACUGAAGACCCAUUUCCAGAGGAGGUUUUCCCUGCAGUAGAAGGCAAACCCAAAAGACCACUGGACUUGAGGGCAAAGAGUAUGACUCAGGGCCAGGUGUUCCCACGGGGACUGUUACCUAAGGCCUUCUCCAGUGGCUCCCUGGAUGGAUCCUCUGACAGCUCCCCCAUGGUUUCUCCUUCCAGUCCCAAAAGAAAUUUCUUCACCAGACACCCGUCCUUCAGCACAAAGACUGACAAAGGUAAGCUCAACAGAGAAAUAAAAAAGCACUCCUUGUCAUUCUCCUUUGCCUCUCACAAAAGAGUGCAGACCAAAACCACCAGCUGUGGGUCUGAGAAGUACAGAGACCAAGUGAAGAAGAGUUUUAAGAAAGAAAGCCAGCUUGCUGGCCGCAUCAUCCAGGAAAGCUGGUCUGAAACCCACAGCCAAACAGCUCUGGACUUCAGCUCAAGAGCCUAUACCUUCUCAGUUGAUGAUGUGUUUCAACAAGUGGAUCAGAGACUUCCUGGAAGUCCGCCAUCUUACGAAGAGGCUGUUCAGUGCCAGGCAUUCAAACUCACUGCCUAUGGGAGCCAAACAGUCCGAAGUAUGAGGGCAAGAAUGCUCAGUCAAGACUCCAUACCAUUGCCUCUCCUACCUUCUCACCAUGGUGGGGACUCAAGAAACACAUGCAGUGAAGAGCCACUAAGCGGGCACAGACUCUCUCCCGUGACUGAGGGUUGGAAACAGAGCAGGACUGUGUGUACUUCUGUGGAGACUAAAGAGGAAGUGACUGUGCCAGGGAGAUCUGCCCUUCAUCAACUGAGAACCAUGUCUGAGUCCAUACAAAAGAACAAGCAGGACUAUCUCAUAAGGCGAUGUAGUCAGCCAGUCUUUGACGCUGACCGAUUCCAGUAUGCUAGAGAGUCCUACAUUUAGGAAGGUAGACCAUCCAUCAUGACACGGCUUAUGGUAUUUCUGUAAAUAUGUGACUGUGUAAAGAACUGCUUGUAGAUUCUGUUUUUCAAAAACGUCAAGAAUAAGCUCCUUUUAGAAAAGUUGUGUGGAACCCUCCUCAGAGAGGAUAACUGUACAACAGCACUCAGCUAGAGUCUGCGUGUAUCCGAACUUGUGCAAUAUGUACCAAGUGUAUAAAAUGUGUUCUCUGCAAGGUGUCUAUGUGGACAUAAACAUGUAUAUAUAUUUGUUUGUGUACUUGAGGUCAACUGCAUUGCAGUCCUUGGCCUCUUGGGGCACUUUCUUAUUGUUUAGUGUUUUAAAAAUAACUUUUUCUUCUCUUUAUGUUGCCUCUAAUGUCACUGCCAAUUUUUACAUUUUCCAUAAACUCCAUUCAGGGAAAAAUGUUUAAAUCUCUGAUAGAAGUGGACUCUAAUAAGCAGCUUCCUGAGAACUAACCACCACAGUACAAGAAAGAAACAGACAGCAAGAAAUUAGAGUUUUUGUUUGAAGUCUUCAAUGGCAUGGCAAAUGCCGGUGAAAGAAAAGGCCAUAAUUAAAAUUAUGAAAAAUACUCAGAAAGGUCUUUUAAUCUUCAGAUUAAAUUUGGGUAGAUUAAUGAAAAUGCAUUACAUUACUGUUCACCCAUUUAUAGCACUUUGAGUUUCUUCGUAGUUGAAUGAUAGCCAGUAGUGUGAAGGUAAACAUUAUAUAUGCAUUGAGGGUCAAGUAGAACUUCAAUGUAAUUUCACUACAAUAAAUCGCCUUCUUUAUUUGAAA